Molecule: messenger RNA, 566 nt
Organism: Hyposmocoma kahamanoa
Lineage: Eukaryota; Metazoa; Arthropoda; Insecta; Lepidoptera; Cosmopterigidae
Exons: 1
Source: RefSeq, a predicted model, not a curated record
AUGGUUCGCGCAGCUCGAGGGACAAUUUGCUCUCGCGAAUGUUCGACACACGCUACGAAAUUCUAUCAUGUAAUUUCGGUAUUGGAACCCAAAUAUGCCGCUAAAGUUGAAGAUAUCAUUAUCAAACCACCGUCUACCGAAAAAUAUGAGAAAUUGAAGGCUGAACUCAUUUCCCGUUUAUCCAGCACAAGGGCGGAGCGUUGGAAACAGCUCAUUUUUAAGGAGGAAUUGGGAGAUAGGAAGCCAAGCCAAUUUUUGCGCCAUAUUCGCAGCUUGGCUGGACCGGAAUGUCCUGAUGAGUUCUUACGUAAUUUGUGGACGACCCGGUUGCCGAAUUUAUUGCAAAGCAUUAUAGCCAUGCAAGAUAAUUUAUCUUUGGAUGCGGUCGCACAGAUGGCGGAUAAAGUACAUGAAGUUACACCAAAUGUACCUACUUCCCAUGUAGCUGCUGCAUCAACUUCACAGCCGCCGCUAUCUUCAAUCGAUGAGUUGCAUUCGAAAAUUGACGCAUUGACACAGAGGCUUGACGCGAUGUCUACUUCCCGGGGUCAUAAGGAUGGGCCAAG